GUUCAAGUCGAAUAACCAAACCGACACACAGACCUACAACAAAAUGUUCAAAUUGGUGGUGUUGUCCGCAUGUCUGGCUCUUGCCUGUGGUGCCCCUAGCUUGGUGCAUCACGCCCCAGUAGCCGUUGCAUAUUCAACCCCAAUUGUUAAAUCAACCGUAAUCGAAUCAGUUCCAUCUUCAAUUAGCCACCACAGCAGUUCGGUUGUUCAUGGUGCCGCUAUCGCCACUCCAGUCAUCACUCCAGUCGUCAAAGCUGUAGAAACUGUGGUACCAAUCGCGAAAACUGAAGUAGUUGGCAGUGUGUCUUCAAUCAGCCACCACAGCAGCUCUGUGAUUCACGGAGCCGCCGUAGCAGCCCCAGUUGUUGCCGAAGUUAAAGCCGCUCCAGUUGUUGCCGAAGUCAAAGCCGCUCCAGUUGUUGCCGAAGUCAAAGCCGCUCCAGUUGUUGCCGAAGUCAAAACUGCUUCAGUCGCUGAAGUUAAAGCUGCCCCCGUUGUAAUCGACGUCAAAUCUGGUUCCGAAGAAAAAUCAGUUGAAGCUCAUCCGGUAGUUCCAGCUGUAGUUGCAACCAAAACUGUUGUAGAAUCUGCACCAUCCUCAAUCAGCCAUCAUUCUAGCUCUGUCGUACAUGGUCACGCCAUCGCUGCUCCAAUUGUUAAAACUUACGUUCAACCAGCUCAUGUUGCUGUAGCUCAUCCAGCUCCAAUUGUUAAAACUUACGUUCAACCAGCUCAUGUUGCUGUAGCUCAUCCAGCUCCAAUUGUAGCUCAUCCAGCUCAAAUUGUAGCUCAUCCAGCUCCAAUUGUAGCUCACCCAGCUCCAAUUGUAGCUCAUAGAGCUGCUGUUGUAGCACAUGCAACUCCCGUUUUAGCACAUACUGCUUAUGCAGCUCCAGUAGUAGCCCACCCGUGGUAAAUUUUUAAAAUAAUAUAAAUUCGAUCUGUACUGAUACAAAAAUAAAAAAAAAACAAUAAACAUGA
Molecule: messenger RNA, 981 nt
Organism: Onthophagus taurus
Lineage: Eukaryota; Metazoa; Arthropoda; Insecta; Coleoptera; Scarabaeidae
Product: cuticle protein LPCP-23
Source: RefSeq, a predicted model, not a curated record